AUGGAGGAGAGCGGCUGUGAAGAUGCGCAAAAUAUAUAUUAUAUUAUCGUUCCUGACGUUCCGGGACACUGGGACAUCGUUCCUGACCUUCCGGGACACUGGGACAUCGUUCCUGACCUUCCGGGACACCGGGGCAUCGUUCCUGACCUUCCGGGACACUGGGACAUUGAUCCUGACCUUCCGGGACACCGGGGCAUCGAUCCUGACCUUCCGGGACACUGGGACAUCGUUCCUGACCUUCCGGGACACCGGGGCAUCGAUCCUGACCUUCCGGGACACCGGGGCAUCGUUCCUGACCUUCCGGGACACUGGGACAUCGUUCCUGACCUUCCGGGACACCGGGGCAUUGAUCCUGACCUUCCGGGACACCGGGACAUUGAUCCUGACCUUCCGGGACACCGGGGCAUCGUUCCUGACCUUCCGGGUCACCGGGGCAUCGUUCCUGACCUUUUGGGACACCGGGGCAUCGAUCCUGACCUUCCGGGACACCGGGGCAUCGUUCCUGACCUUCCGGGACACCGGGGCAUCGUUCCUGACCUUCCGGGACACCGGGGCAUCGAUCCUGACCUUCCGGGACACCGGGGCAUCGUUCCUGACCUUCCGGGACACCGGGGCAUCGUUCCUGACCUUCCGGGACACCGGGACAUUGAUCCUGACCUUCUGGGACACCGGGACAUGAUCCUGACCUUCCGGGACACCGGGACAUGA
Procambarus clarkii (red swamp crayfish) is the source of this 708-nucleotide messenger RNA. RefSeq names its product protein LIAT1-like. Lineage: Eukaryota; Metazoa; Arthropoda; Malacostraca; Decapoda; Cambaridae. The record is from RefSeq and is a predicted model, not a curated record.